UCGUCUUCUACCUCUCCGUCACACAAAUUUUCAAAACCUUCAUUUCACACCAAAUCAAAGAUCGGAUCCAACAAUCGCCACUGAAGACGAAGCUAUAUAUACUCCAAUCUCAAUUCCUUCUCCAAAGCCUCCGAGUUAACUCGCCCUCUGAAAGUCUCAAUCGACUCAUUAGCUUUCAGCAAAACGACAAUCGUCGGAGAGGGCGAGAGUGAUGGCGGAUCCGGCCAGCACGCCACUUGGAAAAAUGCUAUUGGAGGAGAUCACUCCUGUUGUUAUGGUACUCUGUACUCCAUACGUAGAAGAAUCUUGCCUUAAGAACGGUCUUUCCUUAAUUCAAUUGCUUUCCCCUUUCUGCGACUUCACCAACAUUGACGUGCCUGUAAGGACGGCGAGUGAUCAACCCUACAGGCUGAGGAAGUUCAAAUUGCGCUUGUUUUACUCCUCAGAUAUUCGACAACCGAAUCUCGAGGUAGCAAAGGAGAGGCUAAAGAAGGUUAUUACCCAUGUGGGAGAGAAAAAUUUUCUCGAAUCUUCAGACCCAUCUCAAGUUAACAAUCUUCUCUCUAGGCCUGAGUCUGAAAUGUUACCAUCGUGGUUUCAGUUUUUUAACAAAGAGCUUGUACGUACCUUGUCUUUUUCAGAUCAUGAAGCUUUUGACCAUCCUGUGGCAUGCCUUUUGGUUGUGUCGUCGAAGGAUGAUGAACCCGUAAACAGAUUUGUAGACCUCUUUAACACCAACAAAUUGCCUUCUCUUCUCAAUGACGGUGCAAUGGACCCAAAGAUAAUGAAGCAUUACUUACUUUUGCACGAUAAUCAAGAUGGCCCUUUCAAUAAGGCUACUAAACUUUUGGCAGACAUGAGAAAUGCAUUUGGACAAAAUGACUGUCAAAUAAUUUGCUUUAACUCUUCUCAAGAUGGGAAAAUCCAUCAUCAAGAUAAUCCUUGGGCUCCAUUUAAAUCUGAUGCUUUACCUACUGAAAAUCUUGGUGGUUUCCUCAAUCUUGAUGACUUAAACGAGAUAAAGGAUUUUAUGCAAGAAUUAUCAUCUAAACAUAUCAUUCCUUACAUGGAACAAAAGAUACGUGUGUUGAACCAACAGGUUUCUGCUACAAGGAAAGGUUUUAGGAACCAAAUUAAAAAUUUGUGGUGGAGGAAGGGGAAAGAAGAUACAAUAGACACCCCUAAUGGUCCUGUGUAUACCUUUAAUUCAAUUGAAUCCCAGAUUAGAAUCUUAGGUGACUAUGCAUUCAUGUUAGGAGACUAUGAACUUGCACUAUCGAAUUAUCGCCUAAUUUCCACCGAUUACAAGCUCGAUAAAGCCUGGAAGCGCUAUGCUGGUGUGCAGGAGAUGAUGGGGCUUACAUACUUCUUGCUUGAUCAAUCAAGAAAAGACGCAGAGUACUGCAUGGAAAAUGCAUUUAAUACUUAUUUAAAACUUGGAUCAGCUGGCCGACGAAAUACUACUAGAUGUGGUCUCUGGUGGGCAGAGAUGCUCAAGACAAGAGAUCAGCUUAAAGAAGCUGCUACUGUUUAUUUUCGCAUUUGUGGUGAGGAUACUUUACAUUCGGCUGUGAUGCUUGAGCAAGCAUCUUUUUGCUACUUGUUAUCAAAACCACCAAUGUUGCAUAAAUAUGGGUUUCAUCUUGUUCUCUCUGGUGAUCAUUACAAAAAAUGUGAUCAGAUUAAACAUGCAAUUCGCACAUAUAGAAGUGCUAUUCCUGUUUAUAAGGGAACCACUUGGAGUCUCAUCAAAGAUCACGUUCAUUUCCACAUUGGACAGUGGUAUGCUUUACUUGGCAUGUAUGAUGUUGCUGUCACUCAUAUGUUGGAGGUCUUGGCCAGCACUCAUCAGUCAAAGACAACGCAGGAGCUCUUUCUGAGAGAUUUUCUUCAGAUUGUCCAGAAAACUGGGAAGACAUUUGAGGUGCUCAAACUUCAGUUGCCUGUUAUCAACAUUUCCUCCCUUAAGGUCAUUUUUGAAGAUCAGAGAACUAAUGCAUCUGCUGCAGCUGCUAGAGUCAAAGAAAGUUUAUGGCGUUCACUGGAGGAGGACAUAAUCCCAUCGUCUACUGCCAGGUCCAAUUGGCUGGAAUUACAGUCAAAGAUUAUGCCAAGAAAGUAUAAAGAAUCAAAUAUUUGUGUGGCAGGAGAAGCAUUAAAAGUGGAUAUUGAAUUUAAAAACCCUCUACAAAUCCCUAUUUCUGUCUCAAGUGUUUCUUUGAUGUGUGAGCUCUGUGCAAAUCCUGAAGAAGAUGCUAAUAGUUCGAACAAUGAGGUCCAGAAUAAUGAAGACAGAACAUCAACCUCCUCUGGGGAUAUUAACUCAUGUUUGAUUUUAUCUGAGGUUGACUUUUCCUUAGAAGGGGGUGAAACAACUGUGGUGCAACUAACUGUUACUCCAAGAAUAGAAGGCAUUCUGAAAAUUGUUGGUGUGAAAUGGAAAUUGUCAAGUGCAGUGGUGGGUUUAUGUAAUUUUGAGUUUAACCCUGUGAACAGAGUUGUCAGGGGAAGAAGGAAACAGCAUUCUCCUAGCAGUGACUUGAAGUUUCUAGUGAUUAAGAGUCUACCCAGACUUCAGGGUUUUAUUCAUUCUUUACCAGAAAAAACCUAUGCGGGAGACUUACGGCCUCUUGUGUUGGAACUAAGUAACCAAUCAAAAUCUCCUGUCAAGAACCUAAAGAUGAAGAUCAGCAAUCCUAGAUUUCUAUAUGCUGGGAACCAAAAGGAGUUGAAUGCAGACUUUCCUGCAUGCUUAAAAAAGAAGAUGAAUGUUGAGAAAAGCGGCAGGCAUGCUAAUGUUAAUAAAACAUUGCAGAAUUUGUAUCACUUUCCUGAGGACAUAUCCGUGCAGGAGGAAACAUCAUUAUCAUGGCCUCUUUGGUUUCACGCUGCUGUUCCUGGAAAUAUUCCUUUGUACAUUACAAUAUAUUACGAAAUGGAAGGUGUAUCAAGCAUCAUGAAAUAUCGCACUCUACGCAUGCAUUAUAAUUUGCAGGUUUUACCUUCAUUGGAUGUAUCGUUUCAACUUAGUACUCGCCCAUCAAGAUCGCAAGAGUUCCUCUUGCGCAUGGAUGUUGUCAACAAGACGAGUUCCGAAUGUUUUCAGGUUCAUCAGUUGUCGUCUGUUGGGCAGCAAUGGGAAAUCUCAUUGCUUCAACCUGUUGAUAGCAUCUUACCUUCUCAGUCUUUAUUUGCUGGCCAGUCACUUUCGUGUUUCUUCAUGCUUAAGGAUCGCAGGAGGUCAUCAACUUCUGAAGAUAGUAUUCCUUCUCUUUCACAUAUUCAAAGUGACGUAAGGUUGGGCCCUCAGGAUAACAGUGAAGCCUUCUUUGAUGUAUCGAGUUCACCUUUGGCCGAUUUCCAUGACUGUGAAAGAUCAUCCCGGGGAAUGUCAUCUCAGGGGUGUGAAUAUAAAGUUGAUUUCGUGUUCAUCACUCAACUGCUGAAGGGUAAUAGUGAUUCCAGUUCUAAUACACCACUUGUGUUUUCCCAUCAUGCUUGUGAUUGCAGUCCUUCUAGCAUGAGUCCGAUAUCAUGGUUAGUAGACGGACCUCGAACCAUUCAACAUAACUUCUCGGCUCCUCCAUGUGAAGUAAACUUGAAGAUGACUAUAACCAACUCAUCCGAUGCCAUUGCAUCUGUCCAUAUCAACACCUUUGAUUCCCCCAGUAGUAACAACCAACUGAUCAACGAUGCCACCACAUCUCAGCCUCCAGAACACCAAUCAGGGUGGUCAGAAAUUCCCAUCGUGAACGAUACAAAGAUCAUCACAACUGAAGCCCUCACAACCCGUGUUCCCAAAUCAUUAUCCCUCGAAAGUGUCCCCCAAUUCAUUUGGUCAGGCACAAGCUCCACUAAACUCGUACUUCAACCUCGGUCAACUGCUGAAAUCCCUCUUCAGAUUUGUGUUUUCACUCCCGGGAUAUACGACUUAUCAAACUACAUCUUAAAUUGGAACCUUACGCCCGUUAACGAUGGAGAAAACCAAGGAGAAGCAAACAAGUCAACCGGAGUUUGCCAAGGAUAUCCGUAUUACCUAUCCGUGCUCGAAUCUAAUUUUAAAGAUUAGUUUAAUGAUUUUUUUACCAGUUUCAUUUUAUAUGCACCAUUACUGACGAGAUAUUUGGUUGUAGUAAUUUUUGUAACUUUUUUUCCUCACAUUUAUGGUGCCUUAAAAUGUAUAAUUCUUGGUAUAAUAGGAAUUUGAGAAGGUAGGAGAUGAGUACA
Molecule: messenger RNA, 4227 nt
Organism: Gossypium raimondii (Peruvian cotton)
Lineage: Eukaryota; Viridiplantae; Streptophyta; Magnoliopsida; Malvales; Malvaceae
Exons: 28
Coding region: 212-4069 (1285 amino acids)
Biological process (GO): endoplasmic reticulum to Golgi vesicle-mediated transport; protein localization to phagophore assembly site
Cellular component (GO): TRAPPIII protein complex; cytoplasmic vesicle; phagophore assembly site
Molecular function (GO): protein binding
Source: RefSeq, a predicted model, not a curated record